AAACCAGAAGCAAAUUCAAAACAUUGGCGGGGGCUCACGAUUCCCAUCAAAAUCAAUCUGUAGAUUCCCAUUUUGGCCGUUGAUCUGGUCAUACAUACCUGCAUCAUGACGACCUUGGAUCCCUGCCCUCGAGACAAAUUCUCGGGUGCCGAGUUAUCGGCCAUUGAAACGGCCUUGAAGAGGCGACUCGGGCCGCAGUUCAUCUCGCAAAGGCCGGCUGGAGGCGGUCAGAAGGUGGUGUAUGUGGAAGGUUGGCGGCUCGUCUCGCUAGCCAACGAUAUCUUUGGCUUUAACGGCUGGUCCCAUUCAGUCACGUCAUCCAACAUUGACUUUGUCGAUCAUAACAACGGGCGGUUUUACGUGGGCGUGUGCGCGUUUGUGCGAGUUCAAUUAAGGGACGGGUGUUUCCAUGAAGAUAUUGGCUAUGGCGUGAGUGAAGGGAUGCGAUCCAAGGCCUUAUCCAUCGAGAAGGCUCGUAAAGAGGCCGUGACCGAUGGGCUCAAAAGAGCCUUGAAGAGUUUCGGCAACGCCUUGGGCAACUGUUUGAACGACAAAGAUUACGUCCGAUUGAUAGGCAAUCAGCCCAAAAUGCCCGUGAAAUAUGAACCGAGUGAUAUCUUGCGAUCGGACGAGCAAUCGGACUUGAAAAAAAUCCGAUUAAACGCCCUUCAAUCGCGCACUUUCCACGCCCAAGAGCCGCCCCCCGUACCUGCCGAUCGUUGCCCAACGCCUCAAGGUCAGAGCACGGAGCUGGAUUUCACCACGCCCAGCACUGAAGCCACGAACCCGGAGACGCCCUCUGUGACUGAAGAGGAAUCGAAAAGGCUGGAGCGAUUGAGAAAAGCCAAACAAAAGCAGCUCGAGUUUGAUCGCCUCAAACGACAGAGGGCCGAAUCGCUCUCCGACACGCCCAGAAACCACCCGGUUAAGGUGGAGCCCGCCCCUGGACUUUUGUGCGAAGACGACGCGGAUUUCUGGGUCAACAUGAGUCAGAUGCAGGAAACGCCCUUGGCCAAGGCCAGCACGCCGAAGCGACGUAAACCCAGUACGCCUAAAAGUAAGGUCAAAGAAGGGACGCCCAGCGAAAACGCCACCCAUUUACGGGCCUCGCCCCGAUUUGCUUUGGGCGGCAAGCGAAAAUCGCCGGUUUCCCAUCAGAAUCCGAUCAGCUGAAUGUGAACGCGACAAUUUUCUCAUCGUCAAUGAAUUUUAAUCACUUUUUGACUAAUUUACACAAAUCUUGGCGCUCUAUGCAUUUAAUAUCCAAGCAAAAAUACUAAGCUAAUUGAAACCAUGA
Tigriopus californicus is the source of this 1297-nucleotide messenger RNA. Its product is annotated as DNA repair protein RAD52 homolog. Gene Ontology annotation, biological process: double-strand break repair via single-strand annealing; mitotic recombination; DNA recombinase assembly. Gene Ontology annotation, cellular component: nucleus. NCBI's taxonomy places the organism in Eukaryota, Metazoa, Arthropoda, Copepoda, Harpacticoida, Harpacticidae. Bases 106 to 1173 code for a protein of 355 amino acids. The record is from RefSeq and is a predicted model, not a curated record. The transcript has a single exon.